This is a messenger RNA of Culex quinquefasciatus (southern house mosquito), 852 nucleotides long. RefSeq lists its product as uncharacterized. Bases 135 to 455 code for a protein of 106 amino acids. NCBI's taxonomy places the organism in Eukaryota, Metazoa, Arthropoda, Insecta, Diptera, Culicidae. The record is from RefSeq and is a predicted model, not a curated record. The transcript is spliced from 3 exons.
GCCCGACAUUGUUUUUUCCAUCGAUUUCCCUUCAAUUCGACGUCACGAUUUUCGUCGACGCAAACAGUUUGACAGUUCUCUUCAGUUUGUCUUGUUUGGACUUGAAUGCAACCGAAUCGAACCAGUUAUUGUUGAUGUUGGGCUUCGGAAGGAUUUUGACCGAUAUUCAGAAUUCUGUCUUCGUGGCGGUGGAGGAGGAGGACGAGACGCAUGAAUCCGGCGGGCCAGAUCUUCGUGGCGGAAGACAGGACCGGGAGGAACCGAGCUUAUGGAGGAUAUGGUUCAUUCCAAAGGAGGAGGAGGAUGAAUCACCGAAUGUCAAAAGUUCUACCCAAGGUAACCAAACAUAUUCCAAUCUGAUCCUGCUAACAACCCAGCGUCUCCGUGUUGUUCCACGCAGCUUGUUGAACGGAAGCUGUAACGACCGCAAAAACACCUGCUCCAGAAGUUCGUAAACGUUGUCCCGUACUCCGGUGGCCAUCAAUCCAUGGGACAUAAACGGUGGCGCCGCACCCCGCCGUAUCUGCGGCUAGUCGAGGAGCAAUAGUCCUUCUUGAUCAAGAUGCUUCCCCGCACGCUGGCGUCGGCUCGAAAAGAUGGCUGACAAAAUCCGGACCCGGAAGACAACGCCAAAAAAAUCCGGCCAAGAUGCCGAGCGACGAGGAGAUCUGGAAGACCAACCGGAAGACGACACCAAGAUGUACGUGAAGAUCCGCGACACAACAAUUAUAAUGAAAUAAUUGAUUUUUUACUGUGGGGAAAUGUGCAAAUUACAUGAAAAAAUAAAAUAAAUUAAAAAUAAACAAUCAUCUAUUUUUUAACUGCAACAUAACCUAAAAACCUGAAAAAACA